GCUAGCCGCCCGCCACUGCCCGCCGCGCGACACAUCAUUAACUGCUACCUGAAAUUCAAGCCUUCUCGAUCAGUGCUUCCACUCCCGUCGCUUUCCACUUUCCACCAGGAAAAAAAAGAUUCUGGUCAAAGCAUAAAGCCACCGAAUCUUAACUCUCUUCCACACUUCCCUCAGACAACGUCUGAAAAACGUCGGUGAAUUCACUUUUCACUUGAGUUUCGCGCCGACUCAAUCUUUACCUAUUACUACCUCUACUACCCCUCACCAUUUCCUACCACCUCCAUCUAUCAGUCUAAGAGCAGCAGCUAUCCCGAAGCUGCCCGUCGCCACGAUGAAGGUUACUUUUAAGGAGCUUUCGAACCAGAAGUUCACGCUCGAUGUCGAGCCUAGCGACCUUGUUUCUACUCUGAAGCAAAGGGUUGCCGAAGAGAAAGGAUGGGAUGCCAAGGCCUUGAAGCUCAUCUACUCCGGUAAAAUUCUCAAGGAUGAAGAAUCGGUCGCAGCCCACAAGAUUGAAGAGAAGGGCUAUGUUGUUUGCAUGGUGAGCAAGCCUAAGCCUGCGCCCGCUGCCGCCGCCGCCGCUUCUUCAAGCGCUGCUCCCGAAACACCGGCACGAUCGGUCGCCGCAACUCCAGCCGCUCCAGCCGCGCCUACCCAUUCAUCUACCGCCGCCGCCGCCGCCGUGCCUGCUACCCCAUCCCCCGCUUCUGGCGGUCCUGGCGCCAGCGGUGAUAUGGCUAUGGGUGCGGCUCGAGCUGAUGUGAUUGCGAAUAUGGAAGCUAUGGGAUUUGAGAAAUCUCAGUGUGAGGCUGCUUUACGUGCCGCUUUCUACAACCCAGAACGUGCUGUCGAAUAUCUCCUAAAUGGUAUUCCGGAGAGUGCUCGUCAACCGGAACCCCAGCGAGAGGCCCCCGCCCAAUCUACCCCCGGCGCCGCCCCUGCUGGCUUCGCUUCUCCUGCUGGCCAAUCCGCUGAGGCUGAGGCUGAGGGAGGGGGUAUUAACCUCUUUGAUCUGGCCGCUCAGCAGGGCCGAGGUGGAAGUCGUGGAGGCGCCAGCAGUAAUGCCCAGGCAGCAGCAGCCGCUGCUGCUGCCGCCGCUGCGGGUGUACAACCGCUUGGUAACCUUGACUGGUUGCGUAACAACGCUCAGUUCCAGCAACUUAGGCAGGUCGUUCAGCAGCAACCGCAAAUGCUGGAACCAAUUCUGCAGCAACUUGGCGCUGGCAACCCCCAACUUGCCCAGCUGAUCUCUUCAAACCCCGAUCAGUUCCUGCAAUUGUUGGGUGAAGCUGGUGAUGAUGAUGCACCUCUACCCCCUGGCGCCCAGACCAUCGCCGUGACAGAGGAAGAGCGCGAUGCAAUUGAGCGAUUAUGCCGACUAGGAUUCGACCGAGACGCGGCCAUCCAGGCCUAUUUUGCCUGUGACAAGAAUGAGGAGUUGGCUGCCAACUUCUUGUUCGACCAGCCGGAAGACGACGAGGCACCUCAGAACUGAUUUUCCAUGAUGUGAAUGAGAUGUUCUUUCCGUCCUUCACGCUUUUACGACUACAAACCGGCCUCACUAAGAUAUCCGACGUGGCAUUCUUCGCCCUUGCGAUAAUAUCCCCUCUGUUAAUGGUCGUUAUUCACUCGCAUAAUGCUUUAUUCUGCUAUGGCGGAAAUUCGAAGGCUGCCCGGAAAAAAACCGCAACAACGCAAAGCAACGGUCUUCUCCUGAUUGCAGGCUUCUACUACUAACCUAAACACCUCUUUACCCCACCAUGAAAUACGCACUUUCGGGGCGAGGCAUUAUGAUCCAGCUCGCGGGAUUACUCUGUUCUGCGAGAAGGAUAGGAGGAAUAUGGAGGCUAGAUGAACCAAGUCCGUAGCUUAGUUCUACCAAUUGAUUUCCCGAAAUUAUAUUUUCUGUUCACCCC
This is a messenger RNA of Annulohypoxylon maeteangense, 1916 nucleotides long. RefSeq names its product UV excision repair protein Rad23. Gene Ontology annotation, biological process: nucleotide-excision repair; proteasome-mediated ubiquitin-dependent protein catabolic process. Bases 332 to 1495 code for a protein of 387 amino acids. The record is from RefSeq and is a predicted model, not a curated record. Gene Ontology annotation, cellular component: nucleoplasm; cytosol. The transcript is spliced from 7 exons. Gene Ontology annotation, molecular function: proteasome binding; polyubiquitin modification-dependent protein binding; ubiquitin binding. NCBI's taxonomy places the organism in Eukaryota, Fungi, Ascomycota, Sordariomycetes, Xylariales, Hypoxylaceae.